GACAGAGCACUUGCUCUCCUGAUCAUGUGAAAUUUAAAAUGCUUUCAUAUGAGUCCGUGAGCAGGUACUAUUAUUUUAAACUACCGACGUGCAAACUAAACAGGACACAUCUGUUGGAGAGUCGUAAGGAGGAUAUAUCCUGGACAAUAUUGCGCGCGGCAGGACAGAUGAAAACAUCUGAAUAUCGAUAGAAGGACGGAAGGGAAACAGCUACCUUUACAGCACAGCAGUAGAACUGUUUUUUUGUGAUAGUUGUAUUUUCAAGUCGGACGCGAUGCUGUGAGGAGGGAAGAGAAAGGACAGGUUGAUGGGAGCUUGACUUGAGCUAUUGAGGAACCACUUGACAUCGAAAGCAACACGCUGCGCUCUUCACAAGGAUGGAGUAGCCGUUCCUGGUCUUGAACCUAAACGGCCCAUCGAUACACCUCCAACAACUUCAACCUGACAAGCCAGUGCAUCUUUCUAGACCUAACAUCACCGUACCUUGCGAGUUGUUUCUUGGAGUGGCGUCGGAGUUUGUUCACUCGUGGAGGUGGAGGUUACUAUGCCACAAUGAAUCUGCAGCAGUUUGUCAUCCUCUGUGGAAUUUUGCAUUCUGGGGUACUAGGCUCCCGGGUGCGUCAGGAGGACGCCCCUCCCCGGAUCGUGGAGCACCCGUCGGACCUGAUCGUCUCCAAGGGCACUCCGGCGACCCUGAACUGCAAGGCGGAGGGUCGCCCUGCUCCCACCAUCGAGUGGUACAAGGACGGCGAGCGCGUGGAGACGGACCGGGACAACCCGCGCUCGCACCGCAUGCUGCUGCCCAGCGGCUCGCUCUUCUUCCUGCGCAUCGUCCAUGGCCGCCGCAGUAAGCCCGACGACGGCACCUACGUCUGCAUCGCCAGGAACUACCUCGGGGAGGCCUCCAGCCGGAACGCGUCGCUGGAAGUGGCAUUGCUAAGGGAUGAUUUCCGCCAGAACCCCCAGGAUGUGGUGGUGGCGGUGGGGGAGCCGGCCACCCUGGAGUGCCAGCCCCCGCGGGGACACCCGGAGCCCACCGUCUUCUGGAGGAAAGACAAGGCCCGUCUGGACAUGAAGGACGAGCGCAUCUCUGUGCGUGCAGGGAAGCUGGCGAUUGCGAGCACCAAGAAGAGUGACGCCGGCAUGUACGUGUGUGUGGCCUCCAACAUGGUGGGCGAGAGGGACAGUGAGAUGGCCCAGCUCUCCGUGUUUGAGCGGCCCACGUUUGUGCGGCGUCCGGUGAACCAGGUGGUCCUGGUGGAGGAGAGUGUGGAGCUGAGAUGUCAGGUGCAGGGAGACCCGCCGCCCACACUGCGAUGGAGGAAGGAUGACGCAGACGUGCCUCGAGGAAGGUACGAGAUGAAGUACGAUAAGGAGGACUUUGUCCUGCGCAUCAAGAAGGUGGUGGCGGGAGACCAGGGCUCCUUCACCUGCCUGGCGGAGAACCGCGUGGGGAAAGUGGAGGCCACCGCCACACUCACCGUCAGAGCCCGGCCGGUGGAGGCGCCACAGUUCGUGGUGCGGCCGCGGGACCAGAUCGUGGCUCAGGGCCGUACGGCGACCUUCCCCUGCGAGACCAAAGGCAACCCCCAGCCCACCGUCUUCUGGCAGAGAGAGGGCAGCCAGAGCCUGCUGUUCCCCAGCCAGCCCUCUCAGCCAGACGGCCGGUUCUCGGUGUCUCAGGAGGGGCAGCUGAGUAUCUCUGGUGUGCAGAGGGCCGAUGCCGGCUACUACACCUGCCAAGCCCUCACCGUAGCCGGCAGCAUCCUGGCCAAGGCCCUGCUGGAGGUCUCCGACGCAAAUAAGGACCGCCCCCCUCCCAUCAUUCGCCAGGGGCCGGCCAAUCAGACGCUGGCCGUGGACGGCGUGGCGGUGUUGGGGUGCCAGGCGUCGGGGGACCCCGAGCCCUCGGUCACGUGGCAGAAGGACGGGGUCAGUCUCCUGGGGAAAGACCCCCGCAUGACCCUGCUGGAGCCCGGAAGUCUGCAGAUCAAGGACACCAAGCUCUCCGACUCGGGCCUGUACACUUGCCUGGCAACCAGUUCUACUGGGGAAACCUCGUGGAGUGCCUUCCUGGAUGUGCGAGAGUCCAGCGAGCUGCCAGACUCAAUUUCCCACAAUGCCUCUGCCCUGCCGGGCCCGCCCUCCAAGCCCGAGGUCACCAACGUCACCAAGAGCAGUGUCUCGUUGUCCUGGCAACAGGUGCCCGAGGACAGCUCCCAAAUUUCCUCCUACGUCAUCGAGGCCUUCGGCCAAUUGGUGAGUAACAGUUGGCAGACGGUGGCCGAUCAUGUGCGGAGCCCCCAGUUCACGGUGAAGGACCUACGUCCCAACACGGUCUACCUGUUCAUCAUCCGGGCGGUCAACCCCCAGGGCCUGGGAGACCCCAGCCCCAUGUCCGACCCCGUACGCACCAAAGACAUCAGUCCCCCGGCGGAGGGUGUGGACCACCGGCGUGUGCAGCAGGAGCUGGGGGACGUGGUGGUCAGCAUGCACAACCCCGUGGUGCUCAGCUCCACCUCCGUACGCGUCACAUGGACGGUGGAGAACCCCUCUCAGUUUAUUCAGGGCUACAGGGUUUUGUACAGGCAAGCGUCGGGGCUACCUGCUCCGGGGGCCUGGCAGAGUCAGGACCUCAAGGUUCCGUCCGAGCGUGACAUCACCCUUGAUGGGCUGAAGAAGGGCGUGGUCUAUGAGAUCAAGGUCCGCCCUUAUUUCUACGAGUUCCAGGGAGCCGACAGCGAAUCCAUGACGGCGCGCACAAAUGAGGAAGCCCCUGGUGCGCCUCCUCAGCAGGUGCUGGUGGCGACGGUGGGCAGCCACAACAGCACCUCCAUCAGCAUCUCCUGGGACCCCCCGCCCCCCGACCAGCAGAACGGCAUCAUCCAGGAGUACAAGAUCUGGUGUCUGGGCAACGAGAGCCGUUUCCAUGUCAACAAGACGGUGGACGCGGCGAUCCGGUCGGUGGUGCUGGCGGGCCUUCAGAUGGGGGUGCAGUACCGCGUGGAGGUGGCCGCCGGAACCAGCGCCGGGGUGGGGGUGAAGAGCGACCCACAGCCCAUCAUCAUCGGUGCAGAGCUGCAGGACGUGAUGACGGGCGAGGAGGGAGCCAAUAGCAUCACCGACGUGGUGAAGCAGCCCGCCUUCAUUGCAGGGCUGGGCGGAGCCUGCUGGAUCGUGCUGAUGGGGUUCAGUGCCUGGCUGUACUGGAGGAGGAAGAAGAGGAAGGGGCUGAGCAACUACGCAGUUCAAUCCUUCACCUUUACGCGCGCAGUCACAUUCCAGAGAGACAGAGACUUACUGGGAAAUCCAAGACCGGGUCUGCUGAAGGCAGGGGAUCCAGGCUUCCCCUGGUUGGCGGACUCUUGGCCCUCUACCAGCCUGCCUGCCAACGGAGUCCUGGGACCCCCCAAGGACCGCGCCAACUACAGACGCGGCGAUGUGCUGCCGGCGGGUGGUGGUGAGAAGACGGGCACCAUGCUGUCGGACGGUGCCAUCUACAGCAGCAUUGACUUCACAGGUAAGGCGGGGGGCUACAGCAGCCCUGCCCGCCCUGGCACCCAGGCCACCCCCUACGCCACCACCCAGAUCCUCCAGUCCAACAGUUUCCACGAGCUGGCGGUGGACCGGCCCGACCCGCGCUGGAAGGCCUCGCUACGGGCCCAGCAGGAGAUGGCCAGCCUGGGAUACUCACUCACCGACAGCCGUAGUGCUAAUGGUGGGAAGGCUGGCAAGAAGAAGAAGUCCAAGAGUGGGAGUAAAACCACCAAGAGCAACGGCAGCUGCUGGGCCAACAUGCCCCUGCCUCCCCCGCCCAUGAACCCUCUCCCUGGGACCGAGGUGGACCACUACGCCCCCGACCACCAUGGAGGUGGAGGGUACGACAGUGACAGCUGGGCUCCUCCCCUUCCUGUGCAGACCUACCUGCACCAGGGCCUGGAGGACGAGCUGGAGGAGGAGGAGGAGCGAGUGCCGACCCCGCCCACCAGGGGCGUGAUGUCGUCCCCGGGGGCGGGGCCCUACGUCCAAUCCCAGUCCCCUGCCUCCAUAGGCUCCUCCCACCACGAGGAGAUGCAAUCCAUGCUGCAGGCACACCUGGACGAGCUGACGAGAGCGUACCAGUACGAAGUGGCCAAGCAGUCCUGGCAUAUAAAGGGCAGCCCACUUCCGCCCAAGGCCCCCGCCCCUCCGGUGGGCUACGUGUCCAGCACGCUGGGCUCUGACAUGGGCGCGGACGCCAUGACGGACGGGGAGGAUGCGGACGAUGAGGAGUACGACUUGUCACGGCCGCUCUGCAAGCUGGACUACACCACCGGCCGCAGCCUGGACCAUAUGGACGGCAAAGGUAAGGGCUCCUUCUCGUCGCGGACGCAGGCCGACUGCAGCCCCCUGUCCUCCGACAGCAGCCUGCUGGGCACGCAGAGCCUCGGCCACCGGGGGGCGCUGCAUCCAGCGCGCCAAGCCAAGCACCAGGCGGACAUCACCAUGGCCAUGACGGGGGUCUCGGACCACCACAGAGACAACGGCAUCGCUGACGUGCGCUCGGAUGCUCUGAGCACGGUAGGGGCGCGGCUGCACGGCUCGUCCUGGGCCAGCGGCGGGUCCGAGGGGGGGGGCCCUGACGAGUGCCUAGUGUCCACACUGGAGCGGCAGCACAUGGGGGCCUGGGCCAGCUCCGUGUCCUCCUCGGGCAUGUCCUCCUCGGGCAGGGGCACCCUGGGACGCCCCUCGCACCACCACCACCACAGCCACCAUCGCUCCUUCGCCACCGAGCCCUCAGACAGCAUACAGCGCCUGGGCACACCGAGCGGCGGAGGCACCAUGGAGACCAACCACAGAGAAUUAUAAUGGCCAGUCCAAAUGAAGAGUUGGACAUUUCACUGCCCCCUUUACCCCGCCCUCUCACCCAAGAGCUGGGAACCUCCCACUGAAACCUGUGCAAUGAAUCUCUCUCCUCUCCGUGUCUCCCAGAAGAAGAAGAAGAAACAAACAGGAAGCAAGAAAGAAAACUGGAGAGAGUGUGUGAGAGAGAGAUGAAGGGAAAAAAAAGAGAUGAAAAAGAAACUGAUGAAACUGAAGUGAUGUACAGACACAUGGAUACACACACACAUCUCACUAUGCCCCCCUCUCCUCUCCUCCCUCACCUUCCUCCAUACAUCCUUCCCUUCUCCUCC
Messenger RNA from Engraulis encrasicolus (European anchovy), 5174 nucleotides. RefSeq names its product roundabout homolog 2-like. Gene Ontology annotation, biological process: cell-cell adhesion. The transcript has 29 exons. NCBI's taxonomy places the organism in Eukaryota, Metazoa, Chordata, Actinopteri, Clupeiformes, Engraulidae. Gene Ontology annotation, molecular function: protein binding. Bases 553 to 4848 code for a protein of 1431 amino acids. The record is from RefSeq and is a predicted model, not a curated record.